AUGCAGUUUAUUGAUUAUACAUUAAUUCAACCAACUGCUAUCACUUCAUGUUGUAAUGGAAAUAUUCGUUCUAAAGAAUCAAAUGAUUUUGUAGUUGUUAAAGCAGAAAGAAAAAUAGAAUUUAUUACAGUAGAUUCAAAUGACAAUGAUAUUGUUUUAGAUUUGUUUGUACAAUUAGAUAGUUAUAAUACAGUUAAUAAUGUUCUUUGCUUAAAGAAUUUAUCAAGUAAUCAAACAGAUUAUAUUAUAAUUGCUUUAUGUGAUGCGAUUAAUAUUAUUCAAAUGGAAGGUUUUAAAUUUAAAUUAGUACAACGAAUUGACCUUGAAAAAAAAACAGAAAGAUUUAUUAAAUCAAGGUAUCUUGCUGUUGAUGAAGAAAAUAGUUCAUUUAUUACAGGUGCAAUUCAAGGUGGUUUUGAUUAUUUUAAAGAAGAAAAUGGUACAUUUUUAAAAGAAGAAGUGAGUAUUGAUGAUUGUGUUUGUUUUGGAAUUGUAUCAAUUGGAAAUAAUUGUUAUGCAACAUUAGUCUAUUUAAUAAAUGAAAAAAAGAAAUAUGUUAAAGUAUUUGAUUGUAAUAAUUCACCUCAAGAAAUAAAAAACAUAGAAGUUAAUAAUGAAACUGAAUCAAUAUUUAAAGUUAGUACAAAUUCUUUUGCUUUAACUAUGAAUAAUCAAAUUAUUAUUUACAAUCAUUAUACACCAUCUAUUUAUUUAUUACCUCAUAGAGAAACAAUGAAUGAAAAUAUUAUUGUUCAUAUCACUAAUGUUCUCUUUGUUCCAUUAAAUAAUCAAAAUGUAUUAUUAAUUCAAAAUGAAUUAGGUGAUCUUUUUAGAAUUCUUCCAAAUUCAUCUACAAUUGAGUAUUUCGAUACUAUUCCACCUUCAGUAAAUUGGUCAAUAAAUGGUGAUAUUAUUUUCAGUGCCUCUGAGUCACAAAACCAUCUUGUAUUAAAAGUACCACCACUCACAAUUCCAAUUCAAUCAUCACCUACUUAUAAACCACAAUCAUUGUAUUUUAAUAUUUCUACUUCUAUUUCUUCACACCAUCCAUUAACAUCAAUUGAUGUUGUAGAUAGUCAUGAAGUAUUGCAAAUAAGAGCUUUUGUUGGAAAAGGAAGUAGAAGUUCAUUAAAAAUAUUAACUCAUGGACUUAAUCCUGAUGAAUGUAUGUCAUUAUCAUUACAACAUCCAAGAAAUAUCUGGACAUUAAAACCAUAUAAUGAACAAACACAUCAAUAUGUUGUUAUUGGAUUAGAAAAUCAAACAUAUGUAUUGAAAACUCUUCCUGAUGCAUUAAAACAAUGUCCUGAAUGUGGUAUUCGACCUAAUGUACAAACACUACAUGCAGGAAUGUUCAUAGAUGGGACAUUAGUUCAAAUUCAUGCACACGGAAUUAUUACAAUUUUAAAUGAAAAAUUAUCAGAACAAGACCCAGGAGCACAACGAACGAUUUUAGUGGGAACAUCAAGUUCAUGUCAAGUAGUUAUUGCAUUAAAAAAUGCACAAUCUAAAUGUGAAAUUGUAUAUUUUGAAUAUAAUACUGAAACAAAGAAAUUAGCUGAAGUAGAAAGAAGAAUUAUAAGAAGUAAUAUUAUUGCAAUGGCAUUAGGUGAUUUUGAAAAUGGAAAAGCUAAGAAAGUUGCAUAUAUUUGUGAUAAUGGAAUGGCUAAUAUUUUAACAUUAGAAAAAGAAAGUAAAUUUCUUCAAAUUCUUGAAACAAAUAUUACUGUUGAAGGUGAAGCAGAAUCAAUAGUACUGACACAAUUUAAUGAGAUAUCAGAACCAUUUUUAUUCCUUGGUAUAGGAAUGAAGGAUGGUUGUUGUUAUGGAUAUAAAGUUAUUGGAAAAAAUUCAGAAUUAAUGUGGUGUAAAUUAAUUGGAACUGAUCCUGUUGUAUUUGGACAAUAUGAGUUUGGUGGAAAUAUUGGUGUUAUUAUGUCAUCAAGUACAAUGAUUUUUAUGUAUUCAUAUUUUUCCCGCAUUGAAUUUACACCAAUUUCAUAUCAACCAUUAAAAGCACUAGCACCAUUUAUUACUGAUUUUUCUGGUGAGUCUAUUGCAGGAAUUACAAAUGACGAAUUAACAGUUAUAGCAAUUGGUUCAUUAGAUGAUAGAUUUACAUAUGAUGAACAACCAUUAUUAUAUACACCAAGAAAAGUAAUUAAAUCAAAUUAUUUUCCAACAACAGUAUUAUGUAGUGAUAAUAAAAGUAAUUUAUAUAAUCCUACUAUAGAUAAUGAGACAAAUGAAUUUAAUGAAAGAAAGAUUGGUAUUGACUUACAAGAAGAUGGAAAAUGGGCAAGUGAAGUUGGAAUUAUUGAUAACUCAAUAUUUAAAUCAUAUUUUAAAACUGAUGAAGCAAUAAUUUGUGGUGCACAUGUUUCAUUUAAAAAGAAACAAUGUUUUAUUUCUUCACAAGUUAAACAUUAUAAGAAAAUGAAAGGAGAAUGUUGGAUUAAUGUUUAUAACCUUAAAACAUUUAAAUUAAUUCAUAAAACACCAGUAGAAGAUAUAUGUCAUGCAUUAACGUCGUGUGGAGAACGACUAUUAGCAGGUAUUGGUACUACACUUAGAUUAUAUGAUUUAGGAAAACAAAUAUUAAUAAGAAAAUGUGAAUUAGAUGGAUUUCCAUCAAUUAUUAAUUCAUUAGAAGUAAUUGGAGAUAAAAUAGUUGUUGGAACAGUUGCUACAGGAUUUAUUUAUGUUAAUUAUGAUUCAGAUGCUAAUAUUUUAAGUAUUACUGAAAAAGAUCGUAUUUGGCAUAGUUUAACAGCUUCAACAAUUUUAGAUGAAACUUCUACUAUUGGAUUUGAUAAACUUGGAAGUGUUUUUAUUACAGAAACUAAUACAAAUUCAAACCAACUUAAUUUAACUGAUAUUAUUCCUUUGUCAAAUGAAAUAGUUCAGUGGUAUGUUGGAGAUGUUGUUACUUCUGUUUCUGUUAAUGAAAUAUGGAAAGGAAUAACAGAUAAUACUAAUGAAUAUACUUUUGAAGAACAAAUAAAAGAAAAUAAAAAUGUAAUUAUUUAUUCAUGUUUAAUGGGACGUAUUGGUGUAUUAAUACCAUUUAAUUUUAGAGAAGAUGUAGAAUUCUUUUCAAAAUUAGAAAUGGAAAUUAAAAAUAAUUAUUCUCCAUUACUUUCAAAUUCAUUUGAUUCUUAUCGUGGAACAAAUUAUCCUGGUAUUGGUGUUAUUGAUGGUGAUUUAUGUGAUUAUUUUAAUCAAAUGGAUCCUAAACUUCAAUUACAAAUAGCAAAUAAUCUUGAAAUGACUCCAGUUCAAAUUCAAUUAAAAUGUGAACAAUUCAAACAUUCAAAACUCUUUUAA
Molecule: messenger RNA, 3327 nt
Organism: Entamoeba nuttalli P19
Lineage: Eukaryota; Evosea; Mastigamoebida; Endamoebidae
Product: CPSF A subunit region protein, putative
Exons: 2
Coding region: 1-3327 (1108 amino acids)
Biological process (GO): mRNA splicing, via spliceosome
Cellular component (GO): nucleus; U2 snRNP
Molecular function (GO): protein binding; U2 snRNA binding
Source: RefSeq, a predicted model, not a curated record